Rhea pennata is the source of this 2646-nucleotide messenger RNA. It is a transcript of the gene SLC8B1, whose product is annotated as solute carrier family 8 member B1. The transcript has 15 exons. Gene Ontology annotation, biological process: calcium export from the mitochondrion; intracellular calcium ion homeostasis. Gene Ontology annotation, cellular component: membrane. The record is from RefSeq and is a predicted model, not a curated record. Lineage: Eukaryota; Metazoa; Chordata; Aves; Rheiformes; Rheidae. Bases 207 to 1886 code for a protein of 559 amino acids. Gene Ontology annotation, molecular function: calcium:sodium antiporter activity.
CCGCGCCUUCCCGGGCCCGGGGCGCGCAGCAUGGCCGGGGGCAGCCCCGCGCAGCGCAGCUUCUCCCUCUGCGGCCGCCUCGGCCAGCGCUGAUCCGCGCCGCGGACAACUUCUGCAUUUCCCGCAACGGCCGAAACCUCCCCGCUUGCGAAAGCGGCCCGCGGGGGCCGGGGCAGAGGCGGCGGCGCGGGCGCGCCGUGGGCGCCAUGGGGCCGGCGUGGGCGCUGAGCGCGGCGUGGGCCGCGGGCGACGGCGGCGCGCCGCUGCCGGGCCCCGGGAAGGCGGCGGACUGCUGGGAGGUGCGGAAACGCAACAGCUCCGAGUGGUGCCACUUCGUCCAGACCAACCCCGACUGCCAGCUGGAGGGUGGCUUCCUCGACUACCUCAACGGCAUCUUCUGCGUCUUCCCCGCGCGCCUGCUGCCGCUGGCCGUCGCCCUCUACGCUUGCUGGCUCUUGUACCUCUUCGUCAUCCUCGGUGUGACGGCGGAGAAGUUCUUCUGCCCCAACUUGUCGGCCAUCUCCACCAACCUGAAGCUGUCUCACAACGUGGCAGGUGUCACCUUCCUGGCAUUCGGCAAUGGGGCUCCGGACGUCUUCAGUGCUGUGGUGGCUUUCUCUGACCCACGGACAGCAGGGCUGGCAAUCGGCGCCCUCUUCGGCGCUGGUGUGUUCGUGACCACAGUGGUGGCCGGAGGCAUUGCCCUAGUCAAGCCCUUCACAGCUGCCUCCAGGCCCUUCCUCAGGGACGUCAUCUUCUACAUGGUGGCCGUCUUCCUCACCUUCAUGGUACUCUACUUCGGCAGGAUCAGGCUGGGCGAGGCCCUGGGUUACCUGGGGCUCUACAUCUUCUACGUCUUCACCGUGGUGCUCUGCACCUGGAUCCACCGGCGGCAGCGCGGGGAGGGGCUGCCCCCGCCUGGACCCUGGGAGCCAGAGCUGCUGACGGACACUGAAGACCGGGAGUCCUUGGGCACCAACAGCGGUGACUAUGGCGAGGAGUACCGGCCCCUGCUCCCCUACCAGGAGACCUCGCUGCACAUCCUGGCCACGGCCCUCAGCCCUGUGGACUACCGCAAGUGGAGGAGGAAGCCCUGGUACUGGCGGCUCUUCAAGGUGCUCAAGGUCCCCGUGGAGCUGGUGCUGCUGCUCACGGUGCCCGUCGUGGACCCCGACAAGGAGGACCUGAACUGGAAGAGGCCACUCAACUGCCUGCACGUGGUCACCAGCCCCCUGCUCUGCAUCCUCACCCUGAAGUCAGGCGCCUACGGGCUGUACCAGAUCCAGGGCGUCUUCCCCGUCUGGGCGCUGGUCGUGCUGGUCGGCACCGUCGUGGCGGUUCUCAUCUUCAGCACCACGAGCAACGAGGAGCCCCCCAAGUACCACUGCGUAUUUGCCUUCUUGGGGUUCUUGGCCAGCGCCAUGUGGAUCAACGCGGCGGCCACGGAGCUGGUGAACCUCCUCCGGACCCUGGGCAUCAUCUUCCAGCUGAGCAACACCGUGCUGGGCCUGACGCUGCUGGCCUGGGGCAACAGCAUCGGCGACACUUUCUCCGACCUGACCAUGGCGCGGCAGGGCUACCCCCGCAUGGCCUUCUCCGCCUGCUUCGGCGGCAUCAUCUUCAACAUCCUGGUCGGAGUGGGACUCGGCUGCCUGCUGCAGAUGACCAGCAGCCAGAUGGUGGUGAAGCUGGAACCCGACAGCCUCCUGGUCUGGAUCCUGGCCGGGGCCCUGGGCUUGAGCUUGGUCUUCUCCUUCGUGGCGGUGCCAGCGCAGUGCUUCCAGCUGGGCAAGGCGUACGGCGUCUGCCUCAUCCUCUACUACCUGGCCUUCCUCUGCGUGGCCCUGCUGACCGAGUUCAAGGUGAUCCGCCUGGCCGCCGUCUGACGGGGCGCCGGCCCCACCGGCACCUCGGCCCGCGCGGCCUUUCCUCUCCGGCCACGGUGCCGCGGGGCGGACGCAGCCUCCGACCUGACCCCCGCCGGCAGCAUGCGCCGCCAGCAGCCCGAGGAGGGGGGGAGGCGUUUCCAGUUGGGAAAAGGAUUUGCGAGUCACUGACUGUGCCCCGUGUGCGGUAAAGACCUCGGCCUCCUCGCGCCGGGGCAGCGCAGGGGAGCUGCAGCCCAGGACCAGCCCCGCGGGAAGGUCUUGCCCACCCGCCCACCCGACUUGCCCCGCGGCGCCUUCGGCCCGGUUCUUCCGGGGCGCUCGAAGUCGCGCUGCGGUGGGGUAGCUCUGAAGGCUGGAGCGCGAUUUUUGGGACCGUCGCUCGCGGCGAGGGACGGCGAGCGUCCAGACCGCGGGUCGAAACAGCGGCCGAGGCGAAGCGAGGCGGGCUGAGCAGGAGGAAUCGCUCCGGAGCGGUGCUAGCUUUUAACGCAAGCCAAGUAGGAUGGAAAAAAGAAAAGGAAAAAACCCAAACAAAAAACAAAAAAAACCCCAACACGGAACCUGGUUUCUCCUGCCGUUUUAAGCUACAGUUUUUCAACCUGAACUUCAGACCAUACUUUUCUUCUCCUCUUAGGGCGGACAAAGCAGUAGCAAAUGACUUGGUACUCCGAGGUUUCCACACCCCACCCGUGGGCCUCUGGGCAGAGCUCGGCUUAGACACCGUACGGGAAUAAACAGUCUCCAUUAAAAACCCAAA